ACAUGAGGAAACAGCUGAUACAAAUGAACAUGACGCCACAAGGGAAGCGAAACUAAACACAUUGAACACAGAACACGAGACUGUCAAAAUAAAACAGGAAGCACGCAGACUAAGACGCACAGAGUUGAAACGGUGAUAGUUAAGGAGAGGACGAGAGGGGGAGCAAGGGAACAUGAGAUAGAGGACGAGAGAGGGAGAGAGGGAACUGGAGAACAUGGAUAAACAUGACAGACAGAGGAGCAUGGAAUGAACACGAAGAGGAGGAGCAUUGGAACACUAAAACACAAACACAGAGAAGGGCAUACAGGACAGAGACACAAGGGGAACCUAAAUGACAAGGAAAUUACACAUUGCAAACAGGGGAGACCAAACUGUCAUGGUCCGGGUAAGUGCUGGGCCUUCCCACAGGGCCGGCAUUUCCACCCCUGGGCGGAGCCGCCACAUCAUGCUGACAGGCUGCACCUGAGCGUAAUUGGAAUUGCCGGCUUCUUAAGACCAGCACUCAGACUCACACCUCGCCAGAUCGUCUGCAAACCUUUGUCAGUCAGGGCUUCCACAGUUUCAUCAGUUUGUAGUAGUUUCAUGUGUUUUCUAACGUUUGUGCUUUCUCCACUCUCAGAGGACCUCCGGACGUUGUCAAGCCGCUGCCGUAACCUGUUAGGAUUUCAGCGCUGGUCUGUUCACAGUUUCUCCAUGCCUACCUGCCUGCCUCCUUGCCCAGUGCUCAGGAUAAUCAUCUCCCCUCACCCGGACCACCUCCCCUCUAAGCUUUGCCUCCGCCUGCGCAUGAUGAUUAAACCCUUACCUCUGCCCCCUCCCUCCUCAGGAGUUCGUGCACUGACAGAUUUCCCAGUGUCGGGUUCUCCAUUCCAUCCACGACAGCCCCACGGACACUUCUAGUGCUCCUUAUAGUUUUGUUUCAUAGAAAUGCCAAGUCAGCCAUGUGUGUUUCAAAGUAAAGGGUUAUGAAUUUCUGAAUUAAAACUGUGUCUCCAAGCGGAGUAUUAUGAAUCAUAGUGGGCCUCUAAGCUAAUGUUAUAUUUAAAUUCGUGUUCCAGAGUAGAGUUUCUAGUGUGUUUUAAGUUUAUUUAGGUUGCCGCUAGCCCUCGGUUCCUCAUGAGUGUUUUUGAGUUAUUCCUCGUUUACGUUGAGCAAUUCUAAGUUAUGGUAAGCACUUUGAGCACCUCUCACCGUCAUUCGCUGUUUACAUUAAUUGCACCACUGUAAAUAAAGCUUUGUCACCCUCAGU
Molecule: messenger RNA, 1249 nt
Organism: Oreochromis niloticus (Nile tilapia)
Lineage: Eukaryota; Metazoa; Chordata; Actinopteri; Cichliformes; Cichlidae
Exons: 2
Coding region: 247-900 (217 amino acids)
Source: RefSeq, a predicted model, not a curated record